This is a messenger RNA of Lingula anatina, 1716 nucleotides long. RefSeq lists its product as uncharacterized. The record is from RefSeq and is a predicted model, not a curated record. Lineage: Eukaryota; Metazoa; Brachiopoda; Lingulata; Lingulida; Lingulidae.
AUGGCUGGCCCAUCAGGUCCCAGAUAUCCAGGGUUUUACACACCCUGGCCACCAGUAGGCAUUCCUCCUGCAGGGAACCCAAACUGCUACAUGCCAGCCAGGAUGCCACAUUAUGCCAGCUGUCCCAUGCCAGGAAAUGAGAGCACACCACCACGUAGAAACCCCAGCAGAAGGAAAUACAGACGGCCUGGCAGCAGCUCCAGAGACCAUAUCAGGUACAAAAUGCCUGCCUCGAGCGUAGAACGCAACAUUCCAUGGAGCCAGGCUAAGUUUAGGGAAGAGUUUCACAGAUACAUGAAGAAACAAGCUUAUCAGUAUCCACCAUGUCAAGAUGACAGUGUUGGCAUAAACCCAGGAAACAUCAACCUUUUUCUUCAACAGCAGCAGCAGUGGCAGCAACAACAGCUGAACCUACAACAUCAACAUUUCUUCAAUCAACAACCGCUGCAAGAACAACAACAACAACAACAACAGCAACAACUCGAGCAGAACCCUAGAACAUUACAACAGCCUGAACAACAUUAUGCUCAGCUGAACCAAAAUAUUGUGGGAGAAAAUAAGGAGCAAAGCAAUAGCAACCAACCCAGUGGGAUUGUAUCAAAAAGAAAUGAAGCACAAGAGAAUCCUUCAGAAGAACACAUCACUGCAAAAGAUGAUGGUGGCAGUGGUAAAGAACAAUCUCUCCCUGCAGAAUUUUCAUUUCAUUUCAACGAAGAAGAGUCACUCCAACCCAAGACAACGCCCUCUAGUGAGGCAAUGUUGCAAGCAGAGGUCAGUGGGCCUCAACAGAGAGACCAUGCGAUAACUCAAUGUGGGAUACUGAAUUCAGAGCAUGGGAACCAGAACCAAGAAGCUGUCGAUUGUAUAGAUGGUGCUGCUGUAGACCACAACUCCUUGGUCACUCGGCGAGUGGUCUACCCACGUAGCAAGCAGUCAGUGUUCAAGCCUCCACAGCCCAUAGGGAAGUUGGUUUCUGACUACAUCGACUUCCUUGCCAUGGAGAAUGAGCGCGUGACCAACAUUUCGCAGGUGUACACGCCGCCCACAGACCUGAACUUUGAGGCGGAGGAGUACUACCUCCAGGUGCAGAUGAGUAAUGCUACGUUCCCGUCCCCACUUUUCAAACAGUGGCUUCAGCUCUACCAUCCUGCUCUGCAGGUGCACAACUCCUCACAAGAGGAAGGAUCUGGGUUAGGGAAUGGAGUUUACAACCAGAUCCUCACUGGCAAUGACAACAAUAAUAAUAACAGUAACAGCAAUGGUCAGUGGCUGGAGGCCCAUGAACUGACCCCAUCUAUAGGGCCAGGGGUCCUGAGUGAGGACAUGUCCAGCUAUGAAGUGUCCACUCCUGUGAAGAGCAUGUCCGCACUCCAGAAGGAGCUGUUCUCUCCCAGCCCCUGUCAGCCGGUCAGAUCAUAUCUUGAUAUUGAAAAUGCUCAUUUUGAUAGCCAGUCUAUUGGAGACACAAAUUCACAGGACUCAAUAUUGGAUGGAAACCCUUUGUCUUCUGUCUCGCCUGCAUGCUAUGACAAUGGAAAUAAUUUAACCUCUUUUAACCCCUGCGAGGGAAGCAGUGGCUGCAAGGAGACGUCAGGGGCAUCAUUCAAGGAUGUGGAAUAUGUUGUAUACACUAAUGUCUCUGCAGUACCUCAGGACAGCUGUCAGGAAGACUCUCUCUCAGAGGACAGCUCUGCUAAAAUACUGAUGCAGUUGUGA